AUGGACCCAGCGUACCAGCAUGGCGGCGUCAAGAAGACGGCGCAGCCAGAGGACGGCCGGCGCCUCGAGGAGUCGACCGACGAGGAGAGCGGCGACUUCGCGGCCAUCGACCCGCACUCGGGCGUCAAGCGCGGCCUCAAGACGCGGCACCUCAGCAUGAUGGCGCUGGCGGGCAUCAUCGGCCCGGGCCUGCUCGUCGGCUCCGGCGGCGCCCUCUCGUCGGGCGGCCCCGCGUCCCUGGUCAUCGGCUUCGGCGUCAUCGGCAUCAUCGCCUUCAGCGUCAUGCAGAGCCUCGGCGAGCUGACGACGUUGUACCCGAGCGGCGGCGCGUUCACCGCCCUGGCGGACAGGAUGGUCGACAAGGCCUUUGGCGUCGCUGUGGGCUGGAAUUAUUUCAUCAUAUGUUUUUGGAGCGAUAAAGUGCCCAUCUGGGGCUAUUUCCUGCUGUUCUGGACUGCUUUUCUCAUCUUCCAACUACUCGGAGUAGAGACUUUUGGCGAGGCCGAGUUUUGGCUUGCCCUGCUGAAACUGGGAGGUCUUGUAGCAUAUUUCUUCUUCUCCAUCAUCUACGUGUCCGGAGGCGUCCAUGGCGCGCCAGCGAUCGGCGGCAAGUACUGGCACGACCCGGGCGCCUUUGUCGACGGCUUCCGCGGCGUCGCCACCGUCUUCGUCUUCUGCUCGACCUUUUACGCAGGCGUCGAGUCGGUCGCCGUUGCGGCCACCGAGACCAAGAACCCGCGAGUGGCCGUGCCCCUCGCCAUCCGCCAGGUUUUCUGGCGCAUCAUCUUUGUCUACAUGGGCUCGGCCAUCUUCUUCGGCCUGACCUGCCCGGCCAACGCCGACGGCCUCAUCAACGGCGGCAGCCGCGCGCUCAAGUCGCCCAUGACCAUCGCCAUCCAGAACGCCGGCUGGGAGGCCGGCGUGCACCUCAUCAACGCCUUCAUCUUCGUCACGUGCCUCAGCGCCGUCAACUCGAGCGUCUACAUCGGCAGCCGCACGCUGCUCUUCAUGGCGCAGGACGGCAAGGCCCCGCGCUUCCUCGGCUGGACGGACAAGCGCGGCGUGCCCGUGCCCGCCAUCGUCUUCACCAACGCCUGCGGCGCGCUGAGCAUGAUGAACGUGUCGACGGGCGCCAGCAAGGCGUACGGCUACAUCGUCAACCUGUCCGGCGUCAGCACCUUCCUCGUCUGGGGCGCCAUCUCCUUCAUCCACAUCCGCUUCCGCUCGGCCUGGCGCGCGCAGGGCUUCGACCCCAAGGACCUGCCGUUCAGGUCGCUGUGGUACCCGUGGAACGCCUACUUCGGCCUCGCGGCCAACGUCUUCCUCGCGCUGGUCCAGGGCUGGACGACGCUGUCGCCCUUCAACGCGGGCAACUUUGUCGACGCCUACAUCCUGCUGCCGCUGUUUGGCAUCAUCUACGUCGUGUACAAGGUCAUCUUCAAGACGCGCUUCUGGCGACUGCAGGAGAUCGACCUGCUGUCGGGCCGCAGGAGAGACCUGGAGGAGGUCAAGGAGAUGCAGAAGGGCGAGCUGGACGAGGCGUCGAUGCCGUGGUGGAAGAGGGUUUGGAGGAGUGCGUAG
Thyridium curvatum is the source of this 1581-nucleotide messenger RNA. RefSeq lists its product as uncharacterized. Gene Ontology annotation, cellular component: membrane. NCBI's taxonomy places the organism in Eukaryota, Fungi, Ascomycota, Sordariomycetes, Thyridiales, Thyridiaceae. The transcript is spliced from 4 exons. Bases 1 to 1581 code for a protein of 526 amino acids. Gene Ontology annotation, biological process: amino acid transmembrane transport. Gene Ontology annotation, molecular function: amino acid transmembrane transporter activity. The record is from RefSeq and is a predicted model, not a curated record.